This is a messenger RNA of Brassica oleracea var. oleracea, 1412 nucleotides long. RefSeq lists its product as uncharacterized. NCBI's taxonomy places the organism in Eukaryota, Viridiplantae, Streptophyta, Magnoliopsida, Brassicales, Brassicaceae. The record is from RefSeq and is a predicted model, not a curated record. Bases 267 to 1202 code for a protein of 311 amino acids. The transcript has a single exon.
CUUUUGGUAUUGCACCACCCAUUUUUCUUUCACUAGAAAAGGGUUUGAAUGUUGAUCUCAAAAAAAAAAAAAAAAAAGUUUGAAUAAAAAGUAAAUAUUUUUUUCGUACAAAAGCAACAAGCAUAUAGAAGCUGUCAGCACAGGAAUCUCAAAGCCUAAAAAGAAACCUUUAUAAAUCCAAACAUAAAAAGCUGAACUCUGCCAUUGAGAGAUCGAUCCAAAAAACAAACAGCAAGAAAGCAAAAGCAGACAAGAAAAACAAAGAGAUGAUCAAAAGCAGAGAUGGAAGCAGAAGAUCAUCUACUUCUAGCUACCCUGCAGAUUUGUUGGUUUGUUUCCCUUCAAGAGCCCACUUAGCUCUUACACCUAAACCCAUUUGUAGCCCAUCUCGUCCCUCCAUCUCCACCACCAACUAUCAUCCCCACCACCGUCGCCAGCUCAGCAAACUCUCCAGCGGCGGUGGAAGAGGACAUGGGAGUCCUGCUUUGUGGGCUAAGCAAGCAAGCAGUAAGAACAUGGGCGGUGAGGAAAUAGCCGAACCAACUUCACCUAAAGUCACUUGCGCCGGUCAGAUCAAAGUCCGGCCAAGAAAACGCGGCGGGAAAGGAAAAAACUGGCAAACGGUGAUGGAGGAGAUAGAGAGGAUACAUAGCAAUAAAUCUAAGAGCAAGUUUCUUGGUUUAUUGACUUGUCUAAAGAACAUCAAGUUCGACUUCAGGUGUUUUGGUGAUUUCCGAAAUGCUGAUGUCAUCACUAGCGACGACGAUGAAGAAGAAGAAGAUGAAGAAGAGAAUACUAAGAAUAUUUUCUCCAAAUGGUUUAUGGUCUUGCAAGAGGAAGAGAGUAAGAGCGACGACGACAAGAACAUCAAGAAGUGCGUCGUUGAUGAAAACGCAGACGCAGAACCGGCGGUUCCACCGUCGAACGCGCUUUUGCUAAUGAGGUGUAGAUCGGCUCCGGCGAAGAGUUGGUUAGAAGAGAGAAUGCAAGUGAAAACAGAGCAAGAUACCAAAGAAGAAGAGGUUGGUGUGAAGAAGAAUAAGAAGGAUUUGAGAUCACUAAUGGAGGAAGAGAAGAUGGAGUUAGUGUUGAUGAGUUACGAUUCCGAUUAUUACAGACUCUCUUCAGACAUAGCUAAGGAAACUUGGGUUGUCGGAGGAGUUCAAGACCCUCUGUCUCGGAGUCGUAGCUGGAAAAGCUAGCUUUUGCCAGUUCUAUUGUUAUUCACAGUUAAUCAUCGUAUUUUUAAAAUAUGAUUAAGCUUUUUUACUAUUAUUUUCAUUAUAUGUUAAUUAAUUUUGAUUUUUUUUUGGGGCUUCUCUAAUUUCCAGGGUAACUCAAGUAUUGUGUUUUUUCUUUUCAUCACGACGUUUAUAAUGUAAUGCUGAAAAUAUGUACAUGCUUUUAUAUUA